UUUCUACUAAUAGAGAGUAAAUAUAAAUAUUUCUCAAAUAUAAAACAGCAAACAAUGCGUCCAACAAUACAAGCGUUUCUUUCAUAGAUAAAUAAGGAAAAGUUCGUCAUACUUGAUAAGUUAAAAGUUAAAAGGGUACCGUUGUGAAUCAGGGAUGCUCCUCUUUAAACGGAAGGUCACUUGAAACUACAUUUACAGUCUCUUAAAAAUGACUGCUUGCAAGCUGCAAAUAGUCAUUUCAUUUCUACCAGUUUUCUCUGCUAAGACGACAUUUUUAACAUUCUUAGAGACAAAUGUUGAUUACGAAGGAGAGUGUUCUGAUUUUAUUUUUAUUCCAUUUAACUCUUAUAACAGAUGCUUGUACAACCAAUCAUAAAUUUGGAGGUCCCUGUAUUUUCCCGUAUAGGUUUAAGGGAGAGAUAUUUUUCACGUGUACUGUUCAAUUUAAUAAAGAGGAAGGAGUUGUUCCAAUGUGUCCUUUAGUUGUAGACUUAGUAUCCCUGGAACCAUCAAACCAGGUGAAAGAUUGGGGAAAAUGUAACAAGGAUUGUCCGAUGAGAAGAUAUCUGAGUAACAGAGAUAUCCAGGAUAUCAUUUCGAACCUUGCUUUAUCCAAUCCAACCUUAGCUCAGACAUACAACCUAACACACAGGUCAGUGCUUGGUGAGGACCUGGUUGCAAUAAGGCUGACUGCCAAUGCUGAUAAACCUAGACCUUUGCUUAAACCAUUGGUUCGAUUGAGCGCCAACAUGCAUGGCAACGAAGUUGUCGGUCGAGAAAUACUAGUUGAGCUAGCUAAGCUACUAGUUCAUGGAUAUAGCUUAGAUACUAGGAUUAGGAAUAUAAUGGAUAAUGUGGAGGUUCACCUACUUCCUACCAUGAACCCAGAUGGUUUUAACAGAGCAACCAUUGGGUCGUGUGGUGGUCAGGAUUUUCUAUCUGGAAGAUGGAAUGAAAAUAAGAUUGAUCUGAACAGAAACUUCCCUUCAUGGUUUCAGCUUCAACUAAACAAGAGUAUUCAGCAGAUAUUAGAGACAAAGGAACCCGAAGUUAGAGCAGUUGCAAAUUGGAUUCUCUCAGAAUCCUGGAUUUUAGGAGCAAACUUUCAUGAUGGAGCCGUUCUUGCAACUUUUCCUUGGGACUUCUAUAAGGGAGAUCAGAGAAUAGGAGACCAUAUAACUGAAGACGAUGAAGUGAAUAGAUACAUAACUGGUGAAUAUGCUGAUAAACAUUUAACCAUGACUAAUGGAUCCGCCUGUGCCAAAUAUAGUUAUCUGGGACCUACGGCUAAUGGGGCGGCUUGGUAUCCUAAAAAUGGAACUUUAAAGGAUUUUGGAUAUAUAGUUGGAUCAGGCCUGGAGUAUGUAUUUGAACUCUCCUGCUGUAAGUUUCCCUCUACUUACUUUCUACCAAGAGAGUUUGAGAACAACAGAGAGAGCUUACUCGGAUUUCUAGAGAUUGCUCUGACCGGAGUUCGAGGUCAGCUUCUGGAUACUAAAGGUCAACCUGUACCUGGAGCAAAUAUUGACUUCACCAAGAAUGAAAAACUUGGUGGAAAGCCGGUAACCUCUAAUGGUAGAGGAGAAUUCUGGAAAAUAUUAGUACCUGGAAAGUACAGCGUAUUGGCAGAAUCGGAAAACUGUUUCAAGUCUGAUGUUUUAACAAUAGAUGUCACUAGUAGUUCAGUUAAAACAGUUGAAUUAGUUUUGAAAAAAUUACCUAACUGCUUGUAAACUGUAAUGUGGGAGUUUAUAUAUUUCUUAAUUCUCUCGGAAAAUACUAAUCCGUUUCUUUUCUGGUUUUGCAGAUUAAGUUAAUUCCUUUCGGGUAUCUCCUUAGAAUCGACCAUUUACAAGCAAUAUUUAAAUUUUUAUCUUCAUCAUUGAGAUCUAUUUAAUCCUCAAAUUAAAUACUUUUAAUCCCUUUUAAAAUAUAAGUUUCUGCAUGAUGGAUAUUAAGUUCAGACGUUGAACUUCUUAUUCAACAGUUUAGACCUCGGUUCUUUUUACUUUUAUAAUUGUGAUGAUUUAGAUUAAAUCAUAAAAUAAUUACUGUUAUAGUGUUGACGUGUAACAGAUUAUACUUUGACAUUUUUAUGUGUUUACUUAAGAAAAAAAAAUAUAAAACAAUA
Messenger RNA from Eurytemora carolleeae, 2131 nucleotides. RefSeq names its product carboxypeptidase D. Gene Ontology annotation, molecular function: zinc ion binding; metallocarboxypeptidase activity. The transcript is spliced from 18 exons. The record is from RefSeq and is a predicted model, not a curated record. Lineage: Eukaryota; Metazoa; Arthropoda; Copepoda; Calanoida; Temoridae. Bases 294 to 1733 code for a protein of 479 amino acids. Gene Ontology annotation, biological process: proteolysis.